Messenger RNA from Ectocarpus sp. CCAP 1310/34, 2235 nucleotides. The record is from the annotation of a GenBank genome assembly. NCBI's taxonomy places the organism in Eukaryota, Phaeophyceae, Ectocarpales, Ectocarpaceae.
AUGACUUUACAUCAGGUUCUGCUCGCCUGCUUGCUGCUGUCAAGUGGUAGAGCACGGAGCUUCUGUGUGGGACCCACAGCAUCAAGCAGGACAGCGCGCGAUGGGCGUACAGAAGGUCAAGAGGGAUCCCGCAGACACCCCUCACCGCGGGCUUUCUUCGUCGGCGUGGGCGGCGGCAGCGGCGGCAGAUUAGCGGCCAGCAAACGAUUAUCGCAGCAGCGGCUGCGACGCUGUUCUUCGCGGAAUGCCUCUUCCUGCUUUGUCGGGCCGACCGAAACGACAUCAAGGCCGCGGACAACAGGCCGGCGGCAACAGCGGUCAACGAUGAUGUCGUCGUCGACGGGAACGGAGCCAGACGACGUCGUCGGCUUUGGAAGCACGGAAGGGGAGGGCGAAGGCGUCCACGUUACCGUAGGGCGGGGGGAAGACGCUCCCGAGGUCUUCGCGGCCGUGGGUGACGCCGACGGCGGUGCCGACGCGGGGACCGUGGGGCGGCAGCCAAUAGGGAACGCCGCCGGCGCCGCCCAGCCCGUCUUCGCCAGCGGGGGUGAGUUCGUGAGCAAGGAGCACCGGCGGGCCGGGCCGUUCAGGGCCGUGCUGCUGUACCUGGACUACGUGCGGUGGCUGUGGGACGUGACGGACAAGGCGAGAUUGGACCGGGAGCAGCCGCAAGGGGUGGUGUCCGAAAAAGUGAAGACGGUUAUUUCCGGGAUUGAGGAGCUUCGCCGGGACGCAGGGGUUAGCCUCACGGAGAGCAGCAUCAGGCCGCAGUUCGAGGCGCUCGUGUCUUCCUCAGAUGCGCUCAAGAAGGAGCUGGCGAGCGCACAGAUCAUGCCGGUCCAGUCUGCGACAGCAUCGGGCGGCUCGGCGUCGAGCCCCGCCCCCCCUAAAGGAAUCCUGUCGACUCUGACGAAGCGGGUGCGGACGGGAGUACUGAUGGCGGCGGUGGCGACGGUGUGGAUCUUCAGCGGGAACUGGUUUUUUUCCGUCGGCUUCGCGUUGCAGGCGCUGCUAGCACAGCUGGAGUACUACCGGAUGGCCAUGCAGAAGGGCGUGAAGCCGGCCCGGCGUAUCAGUGCGGUGGCUACGGUAUUGCUCUACUCCUUCGCUGUUGGCUUUCCUUACCUUCACAACUACGUCAUGGCCAACAUCGGGCUCUACAUCAUGUGUUACUUCCUCCUUGUGAGACGCACGCCCGCGACGAUCGGAGACAUUUCCACCACCUUCAUGGGUGUCUUCUACGGCGCCUACCUACCCAGCUUCUGGGUACGGCUCCGAGCUCUCGGCACGGGCUUCCCCACAGUCUCGUGGGCGGGGGUGCGGGCGUACUUUCCGUGGUACCCGGCUUGGGCUCCGGUGCCGGUGCCUGACACGAUUACCCAGGCACGUCAGGGUGCCUUGAUCACGUGGUGGACGUACAACACCAUCGUGGCCGCGGACGUGGGCGCGUACUUCGUGGGCAAGUCCCUGGGCAAGACGAAGCUGUCGGCGGUAAGCCCGGCGGCGGGCUACGCCUCCCCCAACAAGACCAUCGAGGGUCUCCUUGGUGGCCUAGCGGCUUCGUCGCUUGCUGCAACCAUCGGCGCCCGCCUGCUAAGGUGGCCGGCGUGGUGGGCAACGGGGCCCGCGUACGGCGCGAUGCUAUGCCUCGUAGGCCUUGUGGGGGAUCUCACCGCGUCGGUUUUUAAGCGGGACGCCGGGUUCAAGGAUUCGGGGAGCUUGCUGCCGGGACAUGGGGGGUACCUCGACCGCGUGGACAGCUACAUAUUCACGGCGCCCCCGGCGUACAUCUUCGUGAAGUUGAUUCUUCCUCUGGCCGCGAAGCUCGUCGCGCGCUACGUAUAAAGGAGAAGAUUGGGGGCAGCGGGCGCGGAGCUUCAUCGCCGCCAGCAGAGGAGAUUGGCGGAGCAUAGGUUACCUUCCGCCUCAGGAGCCUCCCACUCUGCCGCUGGUCCCAAUCGAUCAAGGCGAGCAGCAGCAAUCAAUCAAAGGGGGUAUGAACCACGGGGGAACACCAGACGGGAAUCCCUGUAAAUGUAGCUGGCGUCUUGGUCUGUAAGGGGUUUGUUAUGAUCGUCGCGCUCGUUGCCGCCCGGCAAUGUUAUGUGCGCGUUUUUCGAGAAAUGCUGUUUAAUUGUGGCCAGACGUACACGAAGCCACCGGGGUAAGGGCAACAUACACGUUCCACGGUGUGGGGGUGUUUGAACAUGAAUUUUGCGAGAGAGAGAGAGAGAG